UAAUCAGUCACACAGUGAUGACAUGACGUUAAAAAGAUAGAACAUUCAACUCUAUAUUCCUAUUACUAGUAUUUUGCACCGUAUGAGUCACGAAACGAUAAGAGAUUACGAAAAUGGAGACGUCACUUGUACUCCCGAUCGUUGAUAUUUCUUCACCGGACAAAAUCACCACUGCACGGUUGAUUCGCCGGGCAUGUGUGGAACAUGGGUUCUUCUAUGUUAAAAAUCAUGGCAUCCCGGAAGAAUUGAUGGAAGGGGUUUUCAGGGAGAGCAAAAGAUUCUUCAAUCUCCCGCUAGAGGAUAAGAUGGAUUCACUACACCGUGAUUUUCUCGGUUAUACUCCACUGUAUGCUGAGAAACUCGACACGUCCUUGACCACCAUAGGCGAUUCCAAGGAAAGCUUUUUUCUUGGCUCUUCAGAAGGCGUUCGCGGUCAGCGUUACCCAAAUCAAUGGCCUUCUGAAAAUCUAUUGCCAUCAUGGAGGCAAACCAUGGAAUGUUAUUACAAGAAUGUCAUGUCCGUGGGUAGAAAGUUGCUCGGCUUGGUUGCCUUGGCACUGGAUUUAGAUGAGGACUUCUUCAUUAAAAUUGGAGCCUUGAAUGAUCCUGCAGCAGUUGUUCGCCUCAUACGUUAUCCAGGUGAAGUGAUUUCGUCGGAUGUAGAAACAUAUGGUGCCUCAGCUCACUCGGAUUAUGGAACGGUCACUCUUCUUUUGACUGAUGAAGUUCCAGGACUUCAGGUUUGUAGAGACAAAUCGAAACAACCACGCAUUUGGGAAGAUGUCCCUAGACUCAGAGGGGCGUUUAUCGUCAACAUUGGUGAUUUGAUGGAGAGAUGGACCAAUGGAUUGUUCCGGUCUACGUUGCACAGAGUGAUGCCGGUGGGAAAAGAGCGCUACUCGGUGGCGUUCUUCUUAGAUCCCAAUCCAGAUUGUAAUGUAGAAUGCUUGAAGACUUGUUGCAGCGAAACUUCUCCUGCAAGGUAUUUGAGAAAACUUUACCGAGGGCAUGACGGGUUUCUCUGCUACCAUUCGCAAAAACAGCUUUUACGAUUCCCGCCUAUUCUCGCCGGCGACUAUAUUAAGGAGCGUUUCAGGAUAACCUACGCCACUUAGUCUUGGUGACUUUUAUGAUUAUGUUACGUGAUGCAAGAAAUUAUGGUAUCAAAAAUACAAUAUGUUUUAGAAAAAACUUAACUGUUUGUAGUUUAAAAUUUCUUUUCCUCCAAAACAUUUCUAUUUUAGAAAAAAACUAAACUGUUUUAUCAAAUAAUGAAGUGACCACUUACUUUUGAAAGA
Molecule: messenger RNA, 1298 nt
Organism: Brassica oleracea var. oleracea
Lineage: Eukaryota; Viridiplantae; Streptophyta; Magnoliopsida; Brassicales; Brassicaceae
Product: 1-aminocyclopropane-1-carboxylate oxidase-like
Exons: 11
Coding region: 114-1115 (333 amino acids)
Source: RefSeq, a predicted model, not a curated record